CGAGGGCUGCGGGCAGAGGCGGUGCGGCUCCGCCCGUCCGCGGCGGUACCCUGCGCGGCCCGGCCCAGCCCGCAUGGGGCGGCCGCCUCGCACCGCGCUGUUGUGAGAGAGCGAGCGAGCGAGCGAGCGAGGCGGUCAGACGCGCCGCCGGCAUGUCCGCGCCCUGCUGCGCCGGCCAGUUGGCCUGCUGCUGUGGUACUGCUGCUUGUUCCUUGUGCUGCAAAUGCUGCCCCAAGAUAAAGCAGUCAACAAGCACCCGCUUCAUGUAUGCUCUUUACUUCAUCCUGGUGACUAUUAUCUGCUGUGUCAUGAUGUCGACGACAGUAGCUAAUGAAAUGAAAACACACUUUCCCUUCUAUGAACAGAUGUGCAAGGGCAUUCAGGCGGGUGAGAUGUGUGAGAAGUUGGUGGGAUACUCUGCGGUGUACAAAGUCUGUUUUGGAAUGGCCUGUUUCUUCUUUUUCUUCUGCUUGUUUACCAUCAAAAUUAACAACAGCAAAAGCUGCCGAGCGUAUGUUCAUAAUGGAUUCUGGUUUUUAAAGCUUCUGCUUCUGGCAGGAAUGUGCUCAGGAGCGUUCUUCAUUCCUGAUCAGGACACUUUCCUCAAUGCCUGGCGCUAUGUAGGAGCAGCAGGAGGUUUCCUUUUCAUUGCCAUUCAACUCAUCUUGCUUGUUGAGUUUGCACACAAAUGGAAUAAAAAUUGGACUGCAAGUGCAAAUCACAAGCAGAUGUGGAGUGGUUUGCUCGCCCUGGUCACACUCAUCUUGUACUCUGUUGCUGUGGCAGCCCUGGUCCUCAUGGCUCUUUUCUACACACGUUCAGAGGGCUGCUUGUCUAACAAGAUCCUGAUAGGUGUCAAUGGUGGCCUGUGCCUCUUUGUGUCACUGGUAGCCAUAUCACCUUGCGUCCAGAAUCGCCAGCCCCAUUCUGGUUUGCUGCAGUCAGGAGUAAUCAGCUGCUAUGUCAUGUACCUCACUUUCUCAGCACUAUCCAGCAAGCCCCCAGAAACCAUCCUGGAUGAAAACAAUCAGAACAUCACGAUUUGUGUGCCUGAAUUUAGCCAAGGACUACAUGGAGAUGAAAACCUGGUUACAGGCCUGGGUACGACCAUUCUCUUUGGCUGCAUUUUAUAUUCCUGUUUGACCUCAACAACACGUGCAAGUUCUGAGACAUUGAGAGGAAUAUAUGCUGCACCUGAAACUGAAGUGGCUCGUUGCUGCUUUUGCUGCGUGCUUGAUGGAGAUGCUGAUGCUGAGGAGCGUGUUGAAAAAAGGGGAGGCCAGACCGUGAUUUAUGAUGAAAAGAAAAGCACAGUGUACAGCUAUACCUUCUUCCACUUUGUUUUCUUCCUGGCUUCGCUCUACGUAAUGAUGACAGUAACUCAUUGGUUCCACUAUGAAAGUGCCCAGAUUGAGAAAUUCUUCACUGGAACCUGGUCCAUCUUCUGGAUUAAGAUGGUCUCCUGUUGGUUUUGUGUCUUUCUCUAUUUAUGGACUCUUGUUGCUCCGCUGUGUUGCCCAACCAGAGAGUUCUCAGUGUGAACACUCAAAAAAGCUGAGUGUUUUAUCUUUUUUUUUUUUUUUUUUUUUUUCCUGUUACAAAUAAAGUUCAGUGGUCACUUUGUAAUGAGGAAACACCCAUUGCCUCAUUAUCAUGAUAUGCCAGAUAGUAACAUUUUAGCUAGAUUAAAAUAAUUGAAAAGUUUUUUUUAACCAUUUUGAAACUGUAAGGAAGUGUUGCCCAAAGGGAUGAUUCUAUUCCAAAACUUUUUAAGACUGAUGUGCACAGUGCAAAGAACAUGGUUGUUUCAUGAAUAGAAAUAAGUGAAAUGCUUUUAGAAUAACUGACAAUCUUUCUCUGACCUUAUUGGCAAGAAAAUAAAAACAAAUAAUGGUGCAGAUAUCAAACAUUUACAGAAGAUACAUCUUCUAGCAGAACACAUUCCUUUUUAUACUGUAUUAUUAACCAUGUCUUUUGCAAUGAUGAUGUGAACGCUGUUUUGUACAGCCUAUAAUUCUUAUAAGUAGUACACAAAUCUCUUUUUCCAGAAACACACCUGAAUACUUCUGUAGAAAUAGAGAAUAUAUAAAAGUUUGACUGCCAAAACAUCUAAACAUUGUUUAAAUAUAUUAUAAAUUACUUUAUUACCUAGAUUGAGAAAGCAAUCUGCCAUUGAAAAUAGAGUAUUUAUCCUACUGUAACUUUAACAGGCACCUGAACAUUCUAUGCAAUUCAGAACUUAUCCAGUCAUUAACAGCGGGGAGUUCUACGCACAGAGAUUCUUCAGCUCUGAAUUUGAUUGAUUUUGCUUUGCCAGAUUAAGAUUAGUAACUGCAAGUUUUGUGUACUGUACAAGGAUUUAAGAUACGGUACAGUCUUUAUUCAAAAUGUCUUCUGCUGAGGAAAUAUUAAUUACAAGAGCACUGUUCAGUUACUGAUAGCUUUAAACGUGGAGUGCUCAGUUACUUUUCUACCCUGUUGUCUCAGUUUGUGUCCAAGGAUCUCCCAGGGUCUUCGGUUCUGUUUCCGUUACUUAUUUGAAAAUAGAGUGAUAGAAAAAGGACUAUAAUCAUCCUCCUUUUCUGCCUGUAUUGUUUGGAAGCAUUCUUCCUAACUGCUAUACCUUUAUACUUCUCUGUUGGCAUUAGUUUUGUUGUUGCAAUGGGAGAUAGCCAACGGAUCCGUUAAUGGGAAUGGAACUUCUUUUAUAGUGCUCCUGUUUCCAGUAGUGAGAUAAGGAGCCAGGAAAACAAAAGCAGAAAACACAGUGUGACAACAGCUGCCAUAGUACAAAUGACUGACUUGACAACAUAAAGCCCUACUAUAUACAUAUAUAUAUAUUAUAUAUAUGUGUGUAUAUAUACACGUAUAUGUAUCUUUUUUUUCUUCUAGCAAACGACUUGGCGGUUGGACAACAGCUCAAAUGCUUGAAGUUCUGAAUAAGGCUGAACCUACUUAAAUUAUCUACUUACCAGGGGGAAGAAUUUACAACUGCAAGUUACCCCCAAGGCUUUUUUUCCUCUUUUUCUGUGUGUAUGAGUACACAUACACGUAUAUACACACAAUGCGAUGUGUGCAAAGAACCAGUUUAGCUGGCGUAGGGUGCUUUGCAUUGUUUUGUUUUCUUUAUUUGAAAACAUGAUCGAGCCUUAAGUGCUCACCCAAUGCUUUCUACAAGACAAAAGCACAACACAGAGGCCAAUGAGGUGGCCAAAAUAUUGAUAUGCCUUAUUUGUUCUGCUGCCAUAACUGAUAGCUAAGGCACAUCUGGUGAGUGAUCCUAAUGUAAUACAUCUCAGUUCAGCUCUUGUUUUGUUUGCCGUUUUCAGCUGUCUUUUUGCUGUGGUAUCCUAGAGCUCCUGUCCUGCUUGCAAUUUGCUAGUGGUGUUAUCUUCCCAAAUUCUAACGCUCUUACCUCAAGGAAAAUCUGCAGGCAUGAAUGUCCUGGACAUUGCCUACCGCAGUGACUAGGAGCCUCAAAAUGCCUCUGGAGUGAAGACUAUGGGAAGGAGGAAUCUCUUACAGCUCCAGAGCUCUAAAAACUGGUGGCUAGUUUUUUUGUCAUUCUUGCUUCUGCUGGGAGAUACUGGUCUUGUUAAGAACUCUAUUAGCAGGAAGCCCAUAUGCUUGGCUGCAUUUGGAAUCCAGCAAAUCAGAUCCUUCUGCAGCAGAAAGGCACUUGUUACUGUGUUUGCAAUUAGUCAUCUCUAAGAUAAGAGCUUAUGGACUGUGCAGUGAUGAAUGUUGUAUCGCCCUACUAGUAGCAGCUGUUCUGACAAAGUCUUGGUCCAGAACCUAAACUGUGAGCUGCAACUGAGAUAGUCCAGCCCUACAGUCCUCCUUUGGUGAAUGUUCGCUAUGUUUUCUAAUGGCGCAGGAGUUGCUUUCUAGUGUCAGUUAUGUUGUGUCAGUAUGAGAAAACAAACCUAUUUUAUUAAAAUUAGUAGCGUUAUUCUAGCAGAACAGUCUGGGCAAGAAGCUCUGCAGAAGCAGGCAUUAUGUCAGGUUGUAAGUCAAUGAAUGGCAGCUGUUCUCGGAAUCUGAUAAAAGGGAACUUGGUCACAAAUUUGGACGAUUUUAAUACGUAUCUUGGCCAACAGAUGUUCUUAUUUGCUUAUAAAAAUGCUUAUUUAUGUGGGUAUUUGCCUACAUAAGGACUUGAUGCACCUCCUCGUGCGCACUUUUUAUAACUUGUAUUUAGGGAAACAGGGUUGUAAGAGGAAACUCUGCAGUGAGGCCUGAGUUCAUUCUUCUUACACACAUUAGCCUUGCUGAGUUGUUCCUUCACCCUCCCCUUUCACCAGCUAUUGACUUUACAUGUUUGUGGGUAUACAGAGGGUGGAACAGGGCAGUGCCGGACUAUGCUGUUCUGUCUGCACCUGAGCAAGCCGUGUGGGUAAAAGGCCCUGGAAAUGAUUCUGAGACCCCAGAUCUGAUUGUGGGUCUCCAGGGCGUCCUAAGGAAUUAAUAAUUGCUAGCACCUCGAUACACAAAGCCUCAGUGAGACACAACCUCUUGCUGGCCAGGCAAAGAUUUCAGCCUUAGCAUUUGUUAUGAGAUCUGUACUGUGAACUUUCCACACAUAACUACUUAGUAAAAAUCUUGGCUAGGGUCUAAGAUUCAAAUGCUCGAAUCACUGGUUGCUAGCAGUUCACAGAGAUGGGCUUUUAGAAUCUUUUUAACAAGUGCCUUCAGACUUACUGCCAUGAGAGCAGUGGCACUGGAACUGGAAAGCCUGAACUGAGCCUGCAGAGCGGUGCUGCUGCCUUCACCGCUGCGUGCGAGACGCAUUGAUGCCUGUGGUGCAUGUGGGAGACCAAAUAACCUGUGCUUGGCCAGAUGCUGAGUGUCUGUCCUGCACUGAUACUCGCCUUGUGCCGUGGCUGUUCUUUGAAUUUGUUCCCAGGCAUAAGGCAGCGUUGCAGCAUUUCUGGUUCCUGUUAUUUUCGAGCUGUGUAAAGUGAGGAAGCUGCUGUUUUUAGACAGGAAGACUGGAGGCUGUGCUACGUUUCCUCUAGUUCAACCUGAGUUUGAGUUAGUGUCAUGGUUAGGGGAGUUUUGGAGGACAGUCCACAUUGGCUGAAGUUAGUUCUGCUAGUAAAAUGAAAUAGCGUAUUGUUGUUUUUCUACUUGUUAAAAUUGCCAUCAGAAGAAGGCCUACUUGGAACCUCAUUGCUGCACUGCUGCCUCUGACCAGAGCCAUUUUUCUUGUGAAAGCAACCAAGAACUGAAACAGUGUUGACUGCUUUUUAUUUGGGGAUAAAACCAGUGGGAUAAACUCAGAGAGCAAGUCUGUGAAUCCAGAUACUGGACUAACAAAUGAGACCACAAAAACCUUAUGAAGAACAUACGGAAAGCAGAUGGAUGUGUUUGCUGUUUACCGCCUCGUUCCUCCAAGCGCGCAGGCUGCCCUUGCAGCUGGAUGCUGAGUAAGGAACUUCACUGUGCUCACAAAUCAGUUGUGCAUUUCUGAUGCUUCUAGCUUCGUACUUCAAGCAUUUCUGCUCAAAAAGCUUGUACUUGCCCUGCUACUCUGAUAAAGUCCUAGCUGGGUUUGGGCCACUUUUGUCUGAAACGGGUAAUUUGGUGUUGAUAAUGCACGUGUAGUCCAGAGAGAGGGCUUAUCCCUCACAGAAUCACAAACAUUGCAUGUCUAUUUAUUUAUUUAUUUUAUGUUUUAGCACCUUUUUCAAGUCUUGAAGCGCUUUGAUAGUAUAAGCUAUGCACCUGUAGCAGUUUCACCAGCCACCUGUGCAGCCAUUUCUGGGCCAGAGCAUGGCUGUGGAUCGAGGAACCAUUGCACUUGAAGAGAGAGGGAAAAAAAAACAUCUGGUUCCUAACAGUUCUCUAAUUUUGACCAAUGCAUAAGGGAAAUCUAGGAAUGCAAGAUACUGCUGCUUUAACUUCAGCAAGCAGCCUGCAGUGUCAUGGGGAUCUUUGAACAAACUAGCAACAAAAUAAUCCACUGAUGGGCUUUAAAGCAUGCUAUGAAGAGUUUAUGCUAGGACUAUUACACCUUUCUCUUAAAUGCAUUGGUGAUGCAAAAAAAAUUGUAAGACUGUACAUACGUGGCUAAAUGAGCAAGAUUAUUUGCAGCUAAAAUUUUGUUGUCUUUCUGUGGGCUGUAGAAGCAGUGUGUUCUCCGUGCAGGCUGUAUCCUCUCAUUUUAUUUGCUUUUUUCUCCUUGAGUUCAUUUUUUCAAAGCACUGCAAAUCUGCUUAACUCCCAUUCUGCUGCAUGCCAUGGCAAUGUCAUUGGUCCUAGAAAUUGACAGGUCUUCUUGAUUCCUGCCUUGCUGUAAGAGCAGCACUGCAGUGCUGAAGCAAAGUCGAGGGUUGUAGCUUUGUGUAUGGAUCAGCUUUCCGGUAUGGAAAAUGCAUCUUUGUUUUCUUGAGUUGUCCUGCAAGUUCUUGUGGGAGGAAAACACAUCAUCAGCGCAGUGAAACUUUACUUUGUGUUUUCAGUUUUGUGAGCAGUAAUUUAAACUCAGUGUUUCAUAUGACUGUACAAGGGAUUGCCAGGGGUCGAGUGCUUGGAAAGCUUUGGUUCUUUGUACUGCUAGCAGGACACAUAUCCUGGGAAUGGCUGCAGCUGCAUUGCCAGCAGUCUGGAGGCAGAAGGUGUGGUGCUGUGAAGGGAUGCAGGCGCGCAGAACCGUGCCUGGUGCAGCUGCUGUGGCGUCCUUCUAUUGCCAGAAGAAACUCUGUAAGUUCAAGUAGGCCACAAACCCAUUUCUUCUGUUUAGUUUUUCCUAGUCCUGGUGUAGAAUUAUUCCACAUCUGUUCAGUGAUACUUCUUAAAAAUGCCAGACUUUUUUUCAAAUGCAAACCACGUUGACUUCCCCCGUUCGCCAUCCUCCGGUAGCUCCCACCGCUGCAGCACAGCCACACAGUUCAGAGGGGCUGCAGCUGAGCCCCGCGUGGCUCCAGCAGCUCCAGCUGCGCCAGGCAGAGCGGUGGGUGCAGCACUCGGGCUGUGUUUUUGCCAAAGAAGUCUCAGCCCGAAGCCAAGGAAAAUUUUGGAAAGCUACAAGAAAAUAAUGUUCUGUUACGCAUGCCUUAGCUUUAUUUUUUCCUCUUUCUGAGAUUUGUCCAGGUGCUUAGGUGUCGUUGGACAUCCGCGCAGUCUUAAAGCAGGGAAAACUGAUGUUCAGAGAACAAUUUUCAACUUGUCAUAUACAAGCUGAGAAAAUACUUACAAGGAACAUAUGGUUCAUUGUGUGCUUUUUAUUUACCAGAAAUGAAUGGUGAUUAGUCACAUGUAUGCCACAUGUAUUUGAGAACUGGAUGCAAACUAGGCAAAAUAUAAACACUUUUUCUUAAUGGUGAGGCGGUUUCAAUUAGUCCUUUUCUUAAUAUCUCAAGGGAACUUUUCAUGUGUUUGUGUGAUUUAGUUUUAUCAGUCUAUAGCCCGGUGAAGUGCUAGUUUUAUUUAACAUUUUUGUGAGUGUUGUGAUCUGUAGUAACUGUAAUACUUUGACUUUUAGGGAUUGGUAAAGGCUUCAGAAUUCUAAGAACUUCAUUGUAAAAUAGCUAAGUCUUUUUAAAGCAUGCUUAUGGUUUUUAUGGACACUUCCUUUUGUAUUCUGAGUGAAUGUAUUGUUACAGGUUUAAUGUUUAAUGGACCAAUAAAGUUUUUCUUACAAAUGAA
Tympanuchus pallidicinctus (lesser prairie-chicken) is the source of this 7650-nucleotide messenger RNA. It is a transcript of the gene SERINC5, whose product is annotated as serine incorporator 5. NCBI's taxonomy places the organism in Eukaryota, Metazoa, Chordata, Aves, Galliformes, Phasianidae. The transcript is spliced from 12 exons. Gene Ontology annotation, cellular component: membrane. The coding region runs from base 153 to 1541 and encodes 462 amino acids. The record is from RefSeq and is a predicted model, not a curated record.